CCUCACAGCCGCGCCAUUUUGCCGGGGUUUGAAUGUGAGGCGGAGUGGCGGCAGGAGCGCGUAGUGCUGGCCACGGCCCGCGGCUGGGAUUCCCUCCUCCGAACCUGUCUCCCCACGAGAUUCUAUAGCUAUGGAGCUCAGUGAUGCAAAUUUGCAAACUCUGACAGAAUAUUUAAAGAAAACCCUUGAUCCCGAUCCUGCCAUCAGACGUCCAGCUGAGAAAUUUCUUGAGUCUGUAGAAGGAAAUCAGAAUUACCCAUUGUUGCUGUUAACAUUGCUGGAGAAGUCCCAGGAUAAUGUCAUCAAAGUGUGUGCAUCAGUAACGUUCAAGAACUACAUUAAAAGGAACUGGAGAAUUGUUGAAGAUGAACCCAGCAAAAUCUGUGAAGCGGAUCGAGUGGCCAUUAAAGCCAACAUUGUGCACCUGAUGCUUAGCAGCCCAGAGCAAAUCCAGAAGCAGUUAAGUGAUGCUAUCAGCAUUAUUGGCAGAGAAGAUUUCCCUCAGAAGUGGCCUGACUUGUUGACGGAAAUGGUGAAUCGCUUUCAGAGUGGAGAUUUCCAUGUCAUUAAUGGAGUCCUGCGUACGGCACACUCGCUGUUUAAGAGAUACCGCCAUGAAUUUAAGUCAAACGAGUUAUGGACAGAAAUUAAACUUGUCCUGGAUGCUUUUGCUUUGCCGUUGACAAAUCUGUUUAAGGCCACUAUUGAACUUUGCAGCACCCAUGCAAAUGACGCCUCUGCCCUGAGGAUUCUUUUUUCUUCCUUGAUUCUGAUCUCAAAGUUGUUUUACAGUUUAAACUUCCAGGAUCUCCCAGAAUUUUUUGAAGAUAAUAUGGAAACUUGGAUGAAUAAUUUUCAUACCCUCUUGACACUGGACAACAAACUUCUACAAACUGAUGAUGAAGAGGAAGCAGGCUUAUUGGAACUCUUAAAAUCCCAGAUUUGUGAUAAUGCUGCACUCUAUGCCCAAAAGUAUGAUGAAGAAUUUCAGAGAUACCUGCCUCGUUUUGUCACGGCCAUCUGGAAUUUGCUAGUUACAACAGGCCAGGAGGUUAAAUAUGACUUGUUGGUAAGUAAUGCAAUUCAGUUUCUGGCUUCAGUUUGUGAGAGACCUCAUUAUAAGAAUCUCUUUGAGGACCAGAACACGCUGACAAGUAUCUGUGAGAAGGUCAUUGUGCCUAACAUGGAAUUUAGAGCUGCUGAUGAAGAAGCAUUUGAAGAUAAUUCUGAGGAGUACAUAAGAAGAGAUUUGGAAGGAUCGGAUAUUGAUACCAGACGCAGGGCUGCUUGUGAUCUCGUACGAGGGUUAUGCAAGUUUUUUGAGGGACCCGUGACAGGAAUAUUCUCUGGUUAUGUUAAUUCUAUGCUUCAGGAAUAUGCAAAAAAUCCAUCUGUUAACUGGAAACACAAAGAUGCAGCUAUUUACCUGGUCACAUCUUUGGCAUCAAAAGCCCAAACACAGAAGCAUGGAAUUACGCAAGCAAAUGAACUUGUAAACUUGACUGAGUUCUUUGUAAAUCACAUCCUCCCUGAUUUAAAAUCAGCUAAUGUGAAUGAGUUUCCUGUCCUUAAAGCUGAUGGUAUCAAAUACAUUAUGAUUUUUAGGAAUCAAGUGCCAAAAGAACAUCUUUUAGUCUCUAUUCCUCUCUUGAUUAAUCAUCUUCAAGCUGAAAGUAUUGUUGUCCACACUUACGCAGCACAUGCUCUUGAAAGGCUGUUCACGAUGAGAGGCCCUAACAGUGCCACGCUUUUUACAGCUGCAGAAAUCGCACCGUUUGUUGAGGUUCUGCUAACAAACCUUUUCAAAGCGCUCACUCUUCCCGGCUCUUCAGAAAAUGAAUAUAUUAUGAAAGCGAUCAUGAGGAGUUUUUCCCUCCUCCAGGAAGCCAUAAUCCCCUACAUCCCCACUCUGAUCACUCAGCUCACACAGAAGCUCUUAGCUGUCAGUAAGAAUCCAAGCAAACCUCACUUUAACCACUACAUGUUUGAAGCAAUCUGCUUAUCCAUAAGAAUAACCUGCAAAGCUAACCCUGCUGCUGUGGUGAACUUUGAGGAAGCUUUGUUUCUGGUGUUCACAGAAAUUUUACAAAAUGAUGUGCAAGAAUUCAUUCCCUAUGUCUUUCAAGUGAUGUCUCUGCUUUUGGAAACACACAAGAAUGACAUCCCGUCAUCCUACAUGGCCUUGUUCCCUCACCUCCUGCAGCCAGUGCUGUGGGAAAGAACAGGAAACAUUCCUGCUCUGGUGAGGCUUCUCCAGGCAUUCCUAGAACGUGGUUCAAAUACAAUCGCAAGUGCUGCCGCGGACAAAAUCCCUGGACUGCUCGGCGUCUUCCAGAAGUUGAUUGCAUCCAAAGCCAACGACCACCAAGGUUUCUACCUCCUGAACAGCAUCAUAGAGCACAUGCCCCCUGAGUCAGUCGACCAGUACAGGAAACAGAUCUUCAUCCUGCUGUUUCAGAGACUUCAGAAUUCCAAAACAACAAAGUUUAUCAAGAGUUUCUUAGUCUUUAUUAAUCUGUAUUGCAUAAAAUACGGCGCACUGGCACUGCAAGAAGUAUUUGAUGGUAUACAACCAAAGAUGUUUGGAAUGGUUUUGGAAAAAAUCAUUAUUCCUGAAAUCCAGAAGGUCUCUGGGAACGUGGAGAAGAAGAUCUGUGCGGUCGGCAUCACCAAGCUGCUGACGGAAUGCCCGCCGAUGAUGGACACGGAGUACACCAAGCUGUGGACUCCUCUCCUGCAGUCUCUGAUCGGCCUUUUCGAGCUGCCUGAGGACGACACCAUUCCCGACGAAGAGCACUUCAUUGACAUCGAGGACACGCCGGGCUACCAGACGGCCUUCUCCCAGCUGGCCUUCGCCGGCAGGAAGGAGCACGACCCCGUGGGGCAGAUGGUGAACAACCCCAAGAUUCACCUGGCACAGUCGCUCCACAAACUGUCCACCGCCUGUCCCGGCCGGGUCCCGUCCAUGGUGAGCACCAGCCUCAACGCAGAAGCGCUCCAGUAUCUCCAGGGGUACCUGCAGGCCGCCAGCGUGACGCUGCUCUGAGCCAGGAUGGGGCCCUCGGAUCACAGCUGUGUCUAAGCGAAUUUUCCUUUUGAACUUGUCGAGUCCCAUCUUGUAAAGGAUAUUAAAUGUUGCUUUAAAGCUGAA
Molecule: messenger RNA, 3151 nt
Organism: Lepus europaeus (European hare)
Lineage: Eukaryota; Metazoa; Chordata; Mammalia; Lagomorpha; Leporidae
Gene: CSE1L
Product: chromosome segregation 1 like
Exons: 25
Coding region: 131-3046 (971 amino acids)
Biological process (GO): protein export from nucleus; protein import into nucleus
Cellular component (GO): cytosol; nuclear envelope
Molecular function (GO): nuclear export signal receptor activity; small GTPase binding
Source: RefSeq, a predicted model, not a curated record